CUAUUUUCAAAUUAAGCGCUGUAGUUUACUUUUCUUUGGAACUUUCGAAGUUUGAAGAUUCCCAUCCUCUAUCGUAAAGAUUACUCAACAUAAUUCAUAGGUUAAAAUAACAGCGGCCAUCUCCUUUCUGACGCUACGUUAAUGGGCCGUUCGCGUAGCAGAUCACUGUCUAGUGGUCACAAGUCGAAACCUAGACGGUACAGAAGCCGUUCGCGCGAUAGAAUCAAAGAGCGUGACAGGUAUCGUGACAAAGAACGCGAUAGGAUACGCAUAAGAGGGAACGAAAGGUCGUAUCGGGACCGUCAUCGUCAUGACAGAAGACGGAGAAAAAGAAGUUCGACAGUGUCAAGCUACGAUAGUGAAGCAGAGAGGCGAAAUCGAAAAUCAAAAAUGAAGGAAAUAGAUAGGAAAAUAGAAGAGGCUCGAAGGAAAGAAGAAGCUGAAAAACGUGCUCUGGAGCAACGAGAAAAAGAACGACGGUUGCAGGAGGAACGUGAACGGGAGGCGGAAGCAGCCAGGCAGUUAGAAGCUCGUGUUACAGAGGCUUUCGAAGCUGCUUUAGUAGAUAGGGCUGAAGACCUCCAGGCUGAAUUGGAAAGAAGAUAUCAAGCGGAAAUUGACCGGAGAGUUAAGAAUAAACUAGAUGAGAUCGAACGUGAAUACCAAAGCAAGCUGGAAGAGCAGAGACGUAUGGAGGAGGAGGAAAAACGUAAACAAGCAGAAUUGGACAAAAUACUUGAAGAGAAUAAUCGCAAACUCAUGGAAGCUAGGCGUAGAGAGGACUAUUACCUACAGCCGAUUAACGGAUCUGCAUUAUAAGGUUCUGUAUAUAUAAUUUUUCUUGAUAAAACUUAUUCUUCUGUACCUUCAUUUUCAUUUACCAAAUAAAAUAGUUUAUCAAAAUCA
This is a messenger RNA of Schistosoma intercalatum, 906 nucleotides long. Lineage: Eukaryota; Metazoa; Platyhelminthes; Trematoda; Strigeidida; Schistosomatidae. The record is from the annotation of a GenBank genome assembly.